Molecule: messenger RNA, 7542 nt
Organism: Drosophila eugracilis
Lineage: Eukaryota; Metazoa; Arthropoda; Insecta; Diptera; Drosophilidae
Product: thioredoxin-2
Exons: 1
Coding region: 7065-7472 (135 amino acids)
Source: RefSeq, a predicted model, not a curated record
UAAACUCUUGGCAGACAAACAGAAAGCUGGGCGGACGCAGAGAGAAAAGAAAAAAGGGAGUGGCAGAACCAAUUGCAAAUGCUCAUUGCCAGGCUGUUGACAUUUUAAUAAAAAUUAUUCGUCGCAUUGCAGGGAGGGGGGUGAAAUCGUUCGUUGGGGGAGGAAUGUAUAGGAAUGCAUUUAGACCAGAAAGCCUCCUAGAUGAGAUGGGGGCAAUGAGAAGAGGGCUGUGGAAAGUAGUAGAUAAAUGAUUUGAAAGCGCAUUCAUUGCCAGGAAAAUGUGUGCGAAAAUUAAUGCGAGCGGCAGCCAUUCAAAGAAUCCGUAAUGAAAACCGAUAAACACUAGCAAUGCAGCAUUCCAGGCGAAUGAGCACAAUAAAACGGAAUGUUAAAGGCCUAAAAAGUGGGCCCAUAAAGAAGACUGUAAUAAGGCUGUAAUAUUAAGGGAACUGUUGCCAAAUUUUUAAUUUAUUUAUUGGCUAUUUUCAUUAUAGAAGAUUCUUUCCGCUUCCUUUUCUUAUUAUAAACCUGAGUUAAGUAUUAUUUAUUUACAAAUCUGUAUUUCUUAUCCAGUGUUGCCAGUUUAGCUUAUAUAAGCUAGUUCUAGCAUAUUUGAAAUGGAAAAGCAUAUAAAAUUUACAGCUUAUAGCUAGCUUAUAGCUUGAAAUAUAGCUUCUUUUAAAGUUCAACCUCUUAUCUUAGCUUAACGUCGGUUCAUCGGCUAUCGGAGCUAUAUCGAUAUUUAAGGUGACCAUGUAGUCAGUCUACUACAAGUAUGACUUCUACAUUUGUCAUAAUAUUUAAUUUAUUCCGUUUCCUUGACUAUUAAUAUUACAUUAAUAAUUCCCACAUUAUUUAUUUACACUCCCUGCCACUCGACUAAUUUACGACAUAAUUAAAAUACAAAAGUAAGCCCGCAAAUAUUUGUUCUUCCUGAAACUGACAACCGGCGACAGUGGCAAAAAAAUAUAUAAAAAAUCGAGCCAAAAGUCAAACACUUGAAAUAUUAUUACGAAAAAAAUUGGACAUUGAGACUCGUAAAUCUUCGACACAAAAAAACGCAAACACAUUGACCUCCAAUAAAGUGAGCAUUUUUUCACAUUAAAUUGGAUAGCAAAAACAAGAAUAAACCAAAAUAUGCAAAUAUAAAAAGAGGAAAUAUCCAAAGAAGUCAAGGGAAAAUAAGAUGUACGCAAAUAAAUUGCAUUAUCGUUGAUUUGCAAAAAAAAAAAAAAAAUUUAUUGCAUAUAAACAAAUUGCUGAGGCAACAAAUCUAUUGUUAUUUCUGUCUGCCAGGAGGGGGUAGGGUGGGAAAUUGCAAAAGCGACUACAACGAAAAUCAAAAGGCAAUCAAAUCCUCAAAUAACCCCAAACGAAAGAAUUUCGUGUAAUAUAAUUCACUUUUACUAUUUGGGACACAAAGCAUAAAAAACCCCCCAUGAAAAGUUGUAGAGAAAGAACCCGCUGGCAUGACUGCAUAAAAUAUCGGAAAUGUUUGGCUGUAGCUUUGGCAUUAGUUCAGGGUUUCUGCUUAGUUUAGAAGAAAAAAGUUAGGCUUUUAUUUGCUAAAUUAUACGAAAAUGUUUCCUUAAAAGGUAGCUAUCUUGAAGGCAGUGCUUUUCCUUUAAAAUAUUCAUUUUUUAUUGUACACAAAUUUAGCCAAAAAUCCCUAAAAACCUCUAUAACUUUAAUCAAUAUUUAGCAGCCUUAGUAGACCUGAUGUACUUCUCAAAAACCUAAAAUAACACUCACUAAAACGUAUACUAUUGACUAUUUACUAGCCAUACCAUAACCCAAGACUUUGACUGCCACUUAUAAACUCCCAAUAUCGCUUUUACAACUGAUAAUUAAAACUGUCGCGUCAUAUCGCUUCCAUAUAUCAACUAUAAAGAUUGUAGGUGCGAUUUGACUUCUACAACAGUUUCUAAUCAGUAACAAAACUAGAAAUAAUCUAAGCCAUAUCUACACAUGUACGGUGUAGAUUGCGUUUUCCAGAGUUUUUCACAAGAGAGAGAACCUCCAAUUAUCGCAAACAGCUGUGGAAAACCCGUGAACAAACGAACCCGAGAGCUCUACAGUCCUUAAAUAUUUCCGCACAGUUUGCUUUUGCAGUACUUGCACUUUUCAAUGCCCCCCGGGGCCACCCUCCUAAAACCUCUGACUAAUUUUUGCUUUUACCCCCUUUUUUCGGGGGGAUAGAUGGGGGUUAACCCGGUCAAACAUAAAUUCUGUUGGGUCAGUUCAAACACGCACCAAAAUUAAAAAAAAAAAAAGUGUAAAAGUAAAGUGAAAAGAAUGGUGGAAGUUGAAAAAUUGUUAGGGUUGCUUACGGAAAAACAAAGAAGAAAAAAAGCCCAGAAAAUCCCCGAAAAUGGAGGGUAACAACUGCUUGGCGGCGGCUGACUUAAAGGGUUCUCAAGGAUCUUAAGAAGCCUUAACCUUGCCAGAUAACUAAUGGGUUAAGGUUGCUGCUGCUGCUGGCAAACGGAUUCAUACAUUCGGAUUCAAGAAGCAUUUCUCGUACAUUUCUCGUUAGGCGGGAGACCAAUUGACACUGAAUUUAAUUCCGCAUGAAGUGUUUUUCCAUAGUCUGACAUUUGAAUUGGUAAUUCCUGGCCUCAACCGAGAGAUGCCACCGCGAUUUGUACCCCCAAACUGGGCAUAACUGCCAGUGAUGCCUGCCCCACGCCACACAACGGAAAUUGCCUUUUUUGCGCGACUUCCGCUUUUGUGCGAGCCCCUUUCCCGGAUUUUAACCCACCGAGCAUUCAGCGAUACUUCAGUUAGUGACAGCUUGGCAAUGCCUCAUCAUGGCAAUGCACUGAAAGAAAAAAUCUAGCUAAUUUUACCUCUAAAACAUGUUUCUUCAUAAAUAUUUGGCAGAUCUUUCCCCCAUAACCUGUAGGCGUACCCAAUUCGUCUCUUUUUACUUCUCAACCAAAAACCAAUCGAAAAUUGAUCUUACCUUAGCUUAACCUAGGUUCGUCGGUUAUCGGAAUUAUAUCGAUAGUUAAGGUGACCAUAGUUGGCUAACUACAACUACACUUUCAAAUUAUCUUUCUUAAAUAAAAAUAUUGAAAAAUAUAAAUAUUUUAAGUUAAAAUUUUUCUGAGUGUAAUCCUGUUUCUCCUGCGUGCUCCUGUUCCACUUUCUAGUUCCAGCGACAUUUGGCAUGCCACGCAUAAAGCUGUCAAUGUCAAUGUAACGUGUUAAUUUCAAAGUGGUUUAGUUUGUUGACGCAGCUUGUUAGGCAGUGAGCAAAAUAACCAGGAUACGAAGUAGGAACAGGACCAGAAGCAAGAGUAGAAGUAGGACCACGACAAGGGCAACCCAUUCGGGAAAAGAGCUACUUCUUCUUCCGCCAUCUGGAGCGUAAAAUGUUAAGGCACAUGUGGUUUUUAUGCCACUCGUCGUGAGCUCUGUUGGGAGUUACUCAACAGCCUUUAUCCUUUUUACUUCCUGCUGCCUGCUGCUGAUGAUUUCUAUCAUGGCAUUUGAUUGAUUGAAACUUUUGGCCCAAGUCCGGAGGGUUAUGGCGCAUGAAAAGUGGUGAAGGGCAUCAGAGGAAUCCUGCUUAGGGAGUAGCAAGGAAGUUUUUGCUGGUUGUGGCAUUUAGUUUAUUGAGGCAUUUUGCAAGCUGUCUGCUAAGUAUUGGCAAAAUAUUUGCAUUUUAAAGUGAUUAAUUAUGGGGGUUGAUGUCUUGGCACGAUUGAGCUGCGAUCUGAGUCAAGUACAGUCACGUCAGAAAUCGAUUACCAAGGAGCAUGGCUAGCAAUUGAAAGUCAAAUUGAUUAUUUGCGGUUAAGAAGAUAAAGAAGGUCAAAAUGAAGGCCUUUUUUUUCACCUAUAAUUCUUAAAAAUAUCAUAUACUAUAAAAAGUUCUCAGUUACUCCUUAAGAAUACUUUCUAGUCAUUAUGCUAAAACAAAAGCUUACCGAAAAUCCUGCGGCUAGGCUGGAGAAAACAAUAAAGUAGGCCUACUGUCACGCCACUAAGUACAGGCAGCCCAAUUUCCAUGGGCCGUCGAUAAGUACCACGGCACGGCCUGGGCCUGAAUGAAGCAAUUCCAAUGAGUUGCAGCUAUCCAAUUUGUCGAUUCUCGCCAAAGCCCGAACAUAAAAGGACUUCUGGCUGCCAAAUUCAGCAGGCGAAUGCGAAUCCCAUUCACACGACGCUACGAGGGCACAUGGAAAAACCAACAAAAGUCGGGCCCACAUUAGCAGCUUGUAAAAACUGUGAAUGCUCUGCAAGCUAAGAGGCGUGCUUGUAGUCCUGUUUAUGCGCCAACGCCUCCUGUUACUCCUGUUUAUUCUCCGACCACCAGAACCAGAAGAAAACUUCCUUCCUCACAUAUACACCCACGCCCAAGCUCAUUACAAGGCUCAGCACCGCCAAAUGCCAACUGUCAUGUGGUUAAGGGUGAGCCCUAAACUCAGGAGUCCCAGAACAACGAGAAAAGCCGGAGCUGGGCGCCUGGGAAAUGGUGGAAAAUCUCCAGCUUCGGUUUGAGCAUCAAAAUUUUUGGCAGCAAAUAAAAUUUGCUUGUGUUUUCGAGAGAUUUUCGUUGACAAAAGGCGUUGGUGGCAUAAGGAAAUGGAACCAUAUUGUGUUCGUCCUGGCUGGCAAAUGAAUGUACAAUGCUGCAGAGAAACAAAAUUCUUUGCUUAAUUAGAUGAUAUAAUGAACAAAAAAAACUUAAAAAUAAAAGCUUAGAAACCUCCUUUUCAUCUCAAAUAGAAGUUUUACUAAGAAUUUAUUGCCAAACUUAAGAUUUAUCGCUCAGUGUGGUUAGGCAAGAAACGGAAAUGAAGGGUGGCAGGAAGGAAGUUGAGGCCUUUGGCACAAACAACGACGCACUCUAAAAUCCAAAAGCACGAGACUUUCAUUGUCAUUCGACGUAGCUCAUAAACUUGUUAACUGAAAUUGCCGUUUUGGUGUCGAUGUUGGUAUUUUGGCAUGUCUUCUGCUUUUGGUGUUUUGUGUACGGACGGGGAGAUUGUUCAUCAUUUUGUCAGCCAGCAUCUGGCAUUGACAUGCUUAAACGUGCUCCGUAACACACCAAUUCAGUGUGUGUUGUUUCGAAAAACAAAAGCCAAUUAUGUGGCCCCGGAACGCACAAAACCAUCUGCUGACCUGCUUGGCCAGACAACAACAGCAGAAAGUCAAAGCUAAACUGCAGAAAUCCUGAAAAUAGCAUACUUAUGAGGGGGGGAUAGCAGCAAAUGUUUGGAAUUUCUGGCUUUAUCUCAAAACUUCACACUAUGACUGACAAAUUUCUCAGAAUUCCUGGCGAUUUUAUUGCCUUGAGCUAAGGCUAGUACUCAUAUAUAUAAGGCCAACUAUAACCAUCAACGUGCAUGUAGUUCGCACUAAAACCGAAAAAGAAAAUCCAACACGAAUUCCGGGAAUCUUUUUUGAUUCAGAAAUUUGAUUUGUAACAGACAAGAGUGACAAUAAUCCUGGCCCCCUAUAUUUUGACCCCAUUUUCUAGUUGACCGCAAAACGCGUAUAUAUAUAUUUAUUUCGCAUGCCAGCCACAUGGCGUAUGCGCAAUAAAAAUAACUGUCUAACCGCAUAACCGACUAGCCUGAGGAAACUGAAAGUCCACGAAAGUGUUCAGUGCACUUGAAGCAAUUUGUCUUGCCAGCUACGUGACUUAUUCCACUCGCCUGGUACUCCAUCAAAAACACGAAAUAUGUUCUCUGUGUGUUGCCUAUGCUAUGCUAUAUCCAUGCCCCAUGUCUCAUUUUAUUACCUUUUUCGCAUUCACUCUGCUUUUUGGCGACUUUACGAGGUCAGCACUUUCACUGGCGGCACUGAAAAUCCUUGCAACUAUCCAACCGGAUGUUUAACUGAUUGCACAACAUGUUGCACCAACACCGUUGCCAUGCACGCGACAGCCAUUUCCGUUCCAUACCAUUUCGUUUCAACGCUAAGCGCUGCUCAUUAGGUUAUGCAAGUCGCUGAUAAAGUGACGGCAGAGGCUGCGGCACUGGAAAAAAUAAAUCUAAAAAAAAUUUAAUAUUAUAGAAAAUAUUUCUGCUGAUUUUAAGCCUUCAAGGAAACAAUUUGUAAUUCUAAAAAAAUAAAAAAAAAAAAAAUCUAAAACAAUCAAUGAAAUUUAAGAAAAUUUGUUCUCAGUAAAAACAGAAACAGCCACCGGAUUAUCAACGACUAUCUCAAUGUCAAGUGCCAAGAGCUUAAAGAGCCCAGCCCAAGCCAGCAGAGUUUUAGAAUCAACUGAAAGAUAAACUUGAAGCGGGCUUAGACCGCAAAAACAGCCACGUGAACAAAAUCCCACACAGUACAGAAAGUGGCAAGAAAACGACAGCCAAGAAGAGAGAAAAAAAAAACAAGACAGUAAGAGAAAGGCUUAGGUAAACACACUCAAAAGAUAACGCCCCCAUUGUGGCAAGCAAACAUAUUGCAACAAAAGUUGAAAGGAAAAGGCGGUGGCGACUUAAACACACUCAAGAUACUGCGGUGCAUUUGUCUUAAUUUGUGACAAAUGCAAGACAACACAAACAACCUGCCAACACUAUGAAAAAUGCCACGGAAAUGGAAAAGCACAAUGAAAGAUUUUCCCUUUUUAAGUCAGUUUAAGGCUUACAUGAAAGUGGAAAGGUAAUGCACUUUUACAAAGGGUUUUUUUUAUAUUCUGAGAAAGGAAAUCAAAUAAUAAAAAAGUAUAUAUAUAAUCUUAAGAUUGUUUUUAAAAUACUUUGAAAAAUAUUUAAAUUAUUUUUUCUCAAAGAAUUUCACUCUCAAGGCUCAGAAAACUAGAGAUCUUUAUAAAAGUGCAACCAAAGUCUUGGCUAAGAACAAAAGUCCUAACAAAAAAGGCAACUAAAUAAAAAGGUGCAAAAGUACAAGACUGGAAGACACCUCCUCCAUUAGCAGACAAAUAAAAAGCAUUCGCUAUGAUUCGCAACUAGCUAAGAACCUAUUGUCACAUACUCUUCAAAUUGAAAACAGGAAAACUCAAGAAAAACUCUAAAUUUUUUGUUUGUAAAAAUUCUAUAAUAAAUUUGAAAAUAAGUUGCUAAUUCGUAGGUCAAAGAACGAUGGCUGCCGGGAACAGAAAAGUCAUUGUUGUGGAGUCAAAGAAUGCCUACGAUCAGCUUCUCGACGAUGCAGGUUCCAACACUUAUGUCCUCGUCGAAUUCUAUGCUACUUGGUGUGGUCCCUGUGCUAUGAUCGGUCCACGUUUAGAGCAAUUGGCAACCGAAUACUCUUCAAGGAUGUUAAUCCUAAAAAUUGAUGUGGAUCAAAAUGAAGAUCUAGCCGUUCAGUAUGAGAUCAGCAGUAUGCCUACUUUUAUUAUUAUCAAGAAUCGGGUGACCCUUACCCAGUUUGUGGGCAGCAAUGUCGAUAGGGUCAUCUCGAUGGUAGAGAAACAUGUUGGAAAAAUGGACGAAUCCAAGGCUGGCAAGGCGACGGAAGGAACUAAAGCUUCUGUGUCGAAAAUUUAGCGAUCACGGAAAUGUAUUUUGGCUUUCAUAAUGUUAACAUGAUUAUCAAAAUUAAAGUGUGUUACAAAAA